UGGGGUGACGCUCCGGUCCCUCACAUGGUGUUCUUCAAUUGUAAAUUGUUUUGGAUUCAAAUGAGCUAAUGGGCUUGUAUUCUCAAAUCUGCUCAUUCAGGGGUUAUACCAUCACUAUAAGAACUUAGGAUUCUUCUAUUGGGGUGGUUGAUCUCGGGAAAAACAUCUGCAAUGGAUACAAUUCUGGGCCAAGUGGAUCGUGUAAACAAAAAAAGAACUUAUAAGUCUGAGAGAAACUCUAAAAAAGUUGCUGGAAGACAAGUCUCUGUUGUGGAUACCCCUGGCUGGUGGAAGUACUUACCUGCCAAAUGCACUCCAGAAUGGGUGAAGACAGAGUUACAGAGAGGGCUGACGCUUGAUUCCAAAGCUCCCCAUGCCAUUCUUCUAGCUGUUCCAGCAGACACAACCUUCCAUGAAGAACAAAGGAAGAAUAUUGAAGACAACAUGAAGAUGUUUGGUGAGCAGGUCUGGAAGCACACCAUGGUGCUGUUCACAUGUGGAGAUCGGCUUGAGGACACAAGCAUUGAGGAGCACAUUGAGAGUGAAGGACAGCCAUUACAGUGGCUUGUGGAGAAAUGUGGAAACAGAUAUCACGUCCUGAGUUGGAAUGACAAAGAAGAGGAAGUCAUGGAGCUGCUGAACAAGAUUGAGGAAAUGGUGGCCAGUAACAGUUUAUUUUGGCCAGAACCUGAAUCACAAACAUGUAUUGAUAAAAAGACCACUAAAGAUCUGAUAGAAGUGCCAAAUGAGAUGGUGCAUUUCUUAGACCAGAAAUGGCAGAAAAUGGAUAGAGAAUUAGAGGAGCAGAUUGUGACCAUCUGCAGUGAAACAACUUCAAAGCUGAAAGGAAGCAUGGAUGAUCCAGGCACAAAUUUCAGAGAUACUCACCCAUCGUCUCAGGAUGAGGAAAUAAACUCAGGAAAGGGCGCCAGUCCACCUGAUCCUAAAUUCCCCAUUAAGAAAUCUGUCUUUGAUGCUGCCACAGGGCUUGAAGACCAAGAGCCGGCCAGCGAGAAGUCUGCUGGUCAGAUGGAGAGAAUGAAAGAGAUGUUGGAGAGGGAGUGGGGGAGACGGGAGUUGGGUGUCACACAGAGAUUUCAGUGUCAGCUAUUAGAUCUAAGAGAAUGUGGUAAAAUUAUACUUUAAAAGUGUGAGU
Alosa alosa (allis shad) is the source of this 1156-nucleotide messenger RNA. RefSeq names its product GTPase IMAP family member 7-like. The transcript has 3 exons. NCBI's taxonomy places the organism in Eukaryota, Metazoa, Chordata, Actinopteri, Clupeiformes, Clupeidae. The record is from RefSeq and is a predicted model, not a curated record. Gene Ontology annotation, molecular function: GTP binding. The coding region runs from base 172 to 1146 and encodes 324 amino acids.